Messenger RNA from Phanerochaete carnosa HHB-10118-sp, 814 nucleotides. RefSeq lists its product as uncharacterized. Gene Ontology annotation, biological process: protein targeting to membrane. The coding region runs from base 51 to 635 and encodes 194 amino acids. Lineage: Eukaryota; Fungi; Basidiomycota; Agaricomycetes; Polyporales; Phanerochaetaceae. Gene Ontology annotation, cellular component: nascent polypeptide-associated complex; cytoplasm. The transcript is spliced from 5 exons. The record is from RefSeq and is a predicted model, not a curated record.
CUCGCCAUCUUAUACACCCCUGAGCCCCCUUCGUCCACCUAAAAUCGACAAUGUCUGCCAGCAUCGAGGAGAUCCACUCCGACCACUCUGACCACGAGGGUCACGAGCACGAGCACGAGCACGAGCACGAUCAUGAGGAAGAUCCUACCUCCCAGGCUGCCCUCGACAAGAUCCAGUCGCGCUCUGAGCGCAAGGCCAGGAAGGCUCUCAUCUCUCUUGGUUUGAAAAAGGUCCCAGGCAUAACCCGUGUUACUCUUCGGAGGCCGAAGAAUGUUCUUUUUGUCAUUGCCGUCCCCGACGUGUACAAGUCGCAAAACAGCGAUUGUUACAUCGUAUUUGGCGAGGCCAAGAUUGAAGACGUGAACUCUGCCGCUCAGCUCUCUGCUGCUCAGAGUCUCGCCUCCAGCGGUGCUACUACGGUCCCUAACCUGGAGUCUUCCAGUGCUGCAAACGACGACGACAUCCCCGAGCUGGAGGCCGUCGAAGAGGAAGGUCCAGUCGAUGAGACCGGUGUCGACCCUAAAGAUAUCGAACUCGUCAUUCAACAGGUUGGCUGCUCACGGGCUAAGGCUGUGAAAGUCCUGAAGGAGAGUGGAGGCGAUCUCAUCAAUGCCAUCAUGGCCGCGAGCGAGUGAUCUGUUUCGCCUACUCCCUGUACUACUAUCCCCUUGCUGUAUUCAUCAGGUCCAAAACCAGUUUCACGGGUAUACCCAUCACUCCAGACCGUUUAACGCAUGUUUUUGCGGGCUGGGAUUCACAGUUAUCAUUGUCGCCAGCGUCUCAGUUCUACGUAAUAAUUGGAUCUUUCCCAACC